Molecule: messenger RNA, 663 nt
Organism: Henningerozyma blattae CBS 6284
Lineage: Eukaryota; Fungi; Ascomycota; Saccharomycetes; Saccharomycetales; Saccharomycetaceae
Gene: NMD4
Product: Nmd4p
Exons: 1
Coding region: 1-663 (220 amino acids)
Source: RefSeq, a predicted model, not a curated record
AUGGUGAAUGUUUAUAAUUUCAUUUUGGAUGCAUCUGCCUUCGAAAAAGGUUUAGGUAACAUUAAAAGAUGGUGUGCUCAUACAGAUAAUAAGGUAAAAUUAAAUUUAUAUAUACCUACUUAUACCUUAAAAGAAUUAGAAUUCCUAAAAUUUAAAAAGAAAAGCUUUAUGGCCCGUGAAGCUUUAAAAUUUAUUGAUUCUUUAACUAGCAAGCAUGGCAAAGAUGUCGAGCUAAUCAUCGAACUUUCUGAUAUUUUAGAUAUUAUAACUUGGCAAGACGUUAUUGAAUCAGCAAAUGGCGUUCCAAAAGAUAUUGAUACUUUAAUGAAGAUCCCAAGAAGAUUAAAGAAUUUAUUGAAAAGUUGUGUUUACAAAUCUCAUAUGGAAGAAGGAAAUGCUCAUUGGAUAUUACUUACUGAAAACCAACAAAUUCGUGAUUUAGCAUUUAUUUGUAAUAUUAACUGGUGUUCUGUAGUUAUGGCUGAUACUAUCAUUUCGAAGGAAUUAGAUGCUAAAAUUUUUAAAGAAAGUGAAAAGUUCAACGAGGAAAUGUUGAAAAAUGGUGAAAAGCAAUCAUCUACAGAUGGUAAAGAAGUCAUUAGAACAGAAUUUGAUAAAACCGUGUAUGCUUCAAGAGGGUCAGGUGUUUUAUGGGCUCCCUAG